UUUUCGGGUGGGGGAGGGGGCGCGUCUCGGCGAGUCACGUUGAUGGCGGCCGCCGGCCUGCGGUGAGGUAGCGGAUUCUCUCUCUGCUCGGCUCGCACAGCCCGCUCGUGCGUCCCGCGGACUCGGUGGCCGGCGCCCGGCGCGUGAGGAAGCACGGCGGCCCGAGCUCGCGGGGAAGGCGGCAGUCGCGGAGGGAGCGGCGCGGCCCGGGCGCGGGGCCGGGGGAGAGGCCGCUCGGCGGGGCGGAGGUGACAAGCCCCCUCCCCCCUCCCCACCUCCCCACCCCCCACCGCCACCGCCUUCCUCCCGGGAGCGCGAGGAGCGACCCCGGGGCCCCGCCAGGCCACAGACCCCGCCCAGCGGCCCGCGCCCGGAGCAGGCCCGGCGGCCCAGCUGCGCGCCGGCACCAUGCUGGUCACGCUCAAGACCCUCCAGCAGCAGACCUUCAAGAUCGACAUCGACCCCGACGAGACGGUGAAGGCACUGAAAGAGAAGAUUGAAUCUGAAAAGGGGAAAGAUGCCUUUCCUGUAGCAGGUCAAAAAUUAAUUUAUGCAGGCAAAAUCCUUAAUGAUGAUACUGCUCUAAAAGAAUAUAAAAUUGACGAAAAAAACUUUGUGGUGGUUAUGGUGACAAAACCCAAAGCAGUGACAACACCGGCACCAGCUACAACCCAGCAGUCGAAUCCUGCCACCACUACUACAGUUAGCUCCUCUACGGCUCCGACUGUGGUUCAGGCCCCAGCCCCUCCCGUUCUGGCUCCCACUCCUUCUCCUGCAUCUGUCACUCCAGCACCAGCGACAACAUCUUCUGAACCUGCACCUACUAGUGUGACACAACAAGAGAAACCUGCGGAAAAGCCAGCAGAGACACCCGUGGCUACAAGUCCAACAGCAACUGACAGUACAUCAGGAGAUUCUUCUCGGUCAAACCUUUUUGAAGAUGCGACAAGUGCACUUGUGACAGGUCAGUCUUAUGAGAAUAUGGUAACUGAGAUCAUGUCAAUGGGAUAUGAACGAGAACAAGUGAUUGCAGCCCUGAGAGCCAGUUUCAACAACCCUGACAGAGCAGUGGAGUAUCUUUUAAUGGGGAUCCCUGGAGAUAGAGAGAGUCAGGCUGUGGUGGACACCCCUCCCGCAGUCAGCACUGGGGCUCCUCCAUCUUCGGUGGCAGCUGCUGCAGCAACUACAACAGCAUCAACAACCACAGCGAGUCCUGGAGGACAUCCCCUUGAAUUUUUACGGAAUCAGCCUCAAUUUCAACAGAUGAGACAAAUUAUUCAACAGAAUCCUUCCCUGCUCCCAGCAUUGCUACAACAGAUAGGUCGAGAAAAUCCUCAAUUACUGCAGCAAAUUAGCCAGCACCAGGAGCAUUUUAUUCAGAUGUUAAAUGAACCAGUUCAAGAAGCUGGUGGUCAAGGAGGAGGGGGUGGAGGUGGCAGUGGAGGAAUUGCAGAAGCCGGAAGUGGUCAUAUGAACUACAUUCAAGUAACACCUCAGGAAAAAGAAGCUAUAGAAAGGUUAAAGGCACUAGGAUUUCCUGAAGGACUUGUGAUACAAGCGUAUUUUGCUUGUGAGAAGAAUGAGAACUUGGCUGCCAAUUUUCUUCUACAGCAAAACUUUGAUGAAGAUUGAAAGGGACUUUUUUUUUUAAUCUCACACUUCACACCAGUGCAUUACACUAACUUUGUUCACUGGAUUGUCUGGGAUGACUUGGGCUCAUAUCCACAAUACUUGGUAUAAGGUAGUAGAUUGUUGGGGGUGGGGAGGGAGGGAUCUAGGAUAUAGGGCAGGGAUAAAUUCAGUGCAUGUCUGCUUCAAUUAGCAGAUGCCGCAAAUCCACACAGUGUGUAAAAUAUUAUACAACCAAAAAUCAGCUUUUGCAGGUCUUUAUUUCUUCUAUAAAACAGUAGGUAACUUUUCCUAGGUUUCACUCUUUUUAGUGUACUAGAUCCAGAAAUUUAGUGUAAUGCCCUGCUUUAUAUUUCUUUGACUUAACAUUGGUUUCAGAAAGAAUCUUUGCUACCUAGAAUUUACAGUCUCUAUUUCAUGGCAACACUGGAUAAUGGCUUUGUGAAAUUGAAAAAAUUUUGGAGCAACUGUAAACAGAAAUGCCAAAUUACUGAUGGUUAUUGUUGCUGCUUCAAAUACGUAUUGAAUUAAUGUGUAAGAAAGCCCAUUCUUUCAUGUUAAAUACUUGGGGGGGGGAGGGGAUCCUUUUCUUAAAAUGAAAAUAAUUACUGCUAUUUUAAAAUUUCUUGAUCAUCGAAUGUGAGACCCUUCUAACAUGAUUUAAGAAGCUGUACAAGUAUAGGCAGAGUUAUUUUCCUGUUUACAUUUUUUUUUUUUUGGUUUGUUUUGGGAAAAAAUUGGUAGGUGUCUAAUUACUGUUUACUUCAUUGUUAUAUUGCAGUAAAAGUUUUAAAACCACCAUUGCAUGUUUGCUUUUGAUGUAUCCCUUUGUGAAAUUAGCACUUUGGGGCCAAUGGAGAAAUGCAGCAUUCACUAUCCCUCUCUUCCCCUUCCCUCUGCAGAAAUGUGUUUGUCAAUAAGUCGUGAGUUCAAAUUGCUGCCUUUUUUUUAAACCCACAAAAAUGCUGAUUCAGUUCAAAAUUAAUGCAAAUGUUUCAAAACUGGGUUUCUGAUAUUUGUAAGUGUUUUUCCUUAUUAGAUAAGAAUGUAUGACCAUUAAAGUCAUUAGGAUUAUAUUACUUUCAAAAAGAGAAGGUGGACAAAAGUAUAAUCCAGCAUCUUUUAUUGCAUUGGAAAGACUGGUGGAAUCUUCUGGAAAGGUUGGGAGAUGCAGCUGGAAAAGUACUUUGGAAAAUAUACAAUCAAGAAUAUCUCAUGGCAUAUUAAAAGAAAAAUCUUAAUAGCAGUGUUGGCUUUUAUUUGAAUUUUUUUCAACUGUUUUUAUUAGAAUCUUCAUUGGCAUUAUUAUUUGAUGAUAAAGAGGGGGAAUAUGUCUACUUGUUGAGUUUUUCAAACCUUUUUCCUGAAUAUAAAUAAGACUGUUUAAAGGAAUAGUUUUUUCCCCUACCAUCUGAUACCGAGUAAAGAAAAUGAAUUUGCACAGA
Messenger RNA from Nyctereutes procyonoides (raccoon dog), 3074 nucleotides. RefSeq names its product RAD23 homolog B, nucleotide excision repair protein (gene RAD23B). Gene Ontology annotation, cellular component: nucleoplasm; cytosol. Gene Ontology annotation, molecular function: damaged DNA binding; polyubiquitin modification-dependent protein binding; proteasome binding. The coding region runs from base 409 to 1632 and encodes 407 amino acids. NCBI's taxonomy places the organism in Eukaryota, Metazoa, Chordata, Mammalia, Carnivora, Canidae. The record is from RefSeq and is a predicted model, not a curated record. The transcript is spliced from 10 exons. Gene Ontology annotation, biological process: nucleotide-excision repair; proteasome-mediated ubiquitin-dependent protein catabolic process.